AUGGCGGCAACAACGAUCGAAACACCACCGGAUCCAGUCGCAACCUAUAAUCUGCUUAGAACUCCAGGCUCAGCGGCAGACACUUUCAGCAUCCAUCAGCCCAAUGGAGCAACUCUCCACGCCUCCAAGAAGUCUCACAAGCUGGGUAGCGAUGAGCUCAUAAUCUCCCAAGACACGACUUCCGACGCUCUUGUCGCCGCAAAGCUAAAAGCCUCCUCCAAAAAAUGCGAAGUGAAGUUCGAUGCAAAAGGAGACUGGCAAACCGUCGCGAGCAUCGAUGAUCUCGGCACCGCUUAUGCAGUUGGUAAAGAAGGAAGAGUAUGGAGGAGGUGAGCUAUCUGCUAUUUUCCCAGGAACACAGCCUUCUCACCUCUUCUCAGAUUGAAUAAAGACUCCACCGGCAAGAUCUCCGAACUUUCCUAUGGCGACAUGCAGCUACACGAAUCCACCUCGUCUCAAGGCUCACCCCUAGCCAUCUACUAUCUUCAUUCUGAAGGGAGUCGAAACGCAGAAGGAACGGUCCAAAUUGGACAAUUGGAUUUCUCUACGGAUUCUCUUGGCAGGGAAUACGAAUUGCAGGCUUUGAUUGCAGUUCUGGGUCUGAUGGAGUGUAGGAGACUGGAUAUCAGGUCGAGGAAUUUGCCACUGCAGAAGGGCGGUGUGUUUCCGAAUUCCGUGCCCGGGCCGACGGGAUGGAAGUAG
Messenger RNA from Lecanosticta acicola, 702 nucleotides. The record is from the annotation of a GenBank genome assembly. Lineage: Eukaryota; Fungi; Ascomycota; Dothideomycetes; Mycosphaerellales; Mycosphaerellaceae.